UUUCCCAGGGAUCCUUUUGUGCUUUCCAAACUGCGGCCAUGGCCGAUCUGGGAGGCCUUCGGGGCGCGCUCUCUUGCCCCGUGUGCCUGGACCUUUUCCGGGACCCGGUGAUGGUGUCCGGCUGCGGCCACAACCUGUGCCGGGCCUGCGUGAGCCGCUGCUGGGGGCAGCUGGAGAGGAGCCUGCGCUGCCCGCUCUGCCGGCAGCUGCUCCCGCUGCAUCGCCUGCUGCAGCCCUGCCCGCUUUUGGGCAGCCUGGCGGAGCGCCUCCGGAGCCCCCGCCGCGGCCCCCCUCUGCCGCCUCUGGAGGGAGAGAGACCCCCCGCUUGCGUGGACGGAGGAUCGUCGUCCAGCAUUGCGCCUGGUUCGGCCUCGAUCGUGGGAACGGCGGCGGGGGUGUUUGGGGGAAUGUCUGUGAGCAGGAAAGAUACUCCGGGAUGGGGUGGGUGGAAGCUGCGUGGCGGGGUUUAAGAAACCUCGGUGGUCCUGCGGGGCGGGGGGAGGGGUUGUGGGGGUUGAGGUCUGCCUCUUGCUUCCAGCCUUUGGACCCUAGCUGUCAACUUUUCCCUUUUCUUGCGAGGAAUCCUAUUCGGAAUAAGGAAAUUCCCCUUUAAAAAAGGGGAAAGUUGACAGCUAUGCUUUGGACGUGUCUGUGUUGAAGCUGGGAAGCGGCUGCAGUCGCCAGGAUCUCAAAAGCUUCCAGCUGUCGUUGAAAAGAAACAGAAAAAGCACGCGUCUAGAUGUCUAUAAUAGUAUUUGUUUCUUUUGGGGGGGGGGGGUAUCCGGGUCACUUGGCAAUGAAGUGUCCUGAGCCAUAAAACAAAAGAACAAUGGCUUUGCUCUGUCUCCCGCUGUCAGAGGCAGUAUACUGGGAAUUGCAAGCGGGGAGAACGGCUGCUGUUCUCCCCAGGUCUGUUUGCUGGCUUCCAAGAGGCUUGGCCCCUGUGAGGGCAGACUCCUGGACCAGAUAAGCCAGGCAUAGGCAAACGCGGCCCUCCAGAUGUUUUGGGACUACAACUCCCAUCAUCCCUAGCUAACAGUGGUCAGGGAUGAUGGGAAUUGUAGUCCCAAAACAUCUGGUGGGCCGAGUUUGCCUAUGCCUGAGAUAAGCUCUUGGCCUCAACCUGCCAGGGUUUACAAAAUUCUGUUUUGGCUCUGAUUUUUGCUGAAAAACUGGGCAGCAUUUUAAGCCAGCAGCAAUAUUGUCAUUAUGUGUUGUUUUUAAAAAAAUAAAAUGCAAAGACAUUAUUGGGUUAAGGGAACAAAUAACCUUGCCUUGCUGGUAUCCAUCACUGUGAUCAAAGUCUAUACAUAAGCAAAUGUCUGGAGGAGCUUUGGGUGAAUGAUGCUUUUACCUGCCAUGGGGAACUCCUUCUUCACAACAUCCUGGGCUUCCCCUACCUAUUGCUUAUUAAGAUGCCUCUGAGCUGUAAGCUGCAGCCUGAUCCAAACAAGCCUUGACUAAUGCUAACCUUACAUGUCUGGUCAGAUGUAAAUUGUUUUGCUUUCAAUAGGGAUUCCUUUCAGAUAAGUGUGCCUAGCAAGGGAGCUGAUCUGUGGCUCUCCAGGUGUUAUUGGACUCCAACUUCCAUCAUCGCCGACCCUUGGCUAUGCUAGCUGGGGCUGAUGGGAGUUGGAGUCCGACAAUGUCUGGAGGACUACUGGUUCUUCAUCUCUGGUUUAUAGUGUUGCAGCCAGAAUGGUGGUCCCCUGAGCAGUGGCAAACAGGUCCAAGGAUCACCACAAACUGCUGGAAUUUAUUUAAAAAUCAUGCCCUGCUUUUCAUAUGCCUGUCAAAGCAGCUUACAAAUAAUUAAAUAAGCAAAACAUGCAAUGUGCAAAAUUUAAAGCAUCAGAGAAUUAGAAUAGAAUUCAUGGUCUUGGCCUGUAAAGCGAGAUGAGCGUCGCAACCCCAGAGUCGUUCGCGACUGGACUUAACAGUCAGGGAUCCCUUUACCUUGACAUUGAAGGAACAAUUUCUCAUUGACGUAGGAACCACUCAUCAGGCUCCCGCAGGUGAUCUAUGAAACGUCUUAUAGCCAGGGUUGCUACGUGACCAGAGAAAUAAAACCGCCUAGCCUGCUCCUCCGCUGAUAACAGCACCCUGAACAUUCGAAAUCAGCAGAGAUUUGCUAAAGACGUGAGAGCACGGCGUGGUGUUGAGAGUUGGCAGCGCGUUGUGCAGCUGUUCACAAAACUAACCACAUCUGUCUUUCAGGGUAAGCUGGUGGUGGACCAGUCUGGUCUGAAACUGGAGAGAGAAGCCAGCACCAUUGAAGAGAAGCAGAGAGAGGAGCUGCUGGUAGGUAUUUCAAAUGAGAUUUGCAAGUAGGCAAAAACGUCACUUGCACGACAAAUUUCCUCUUCUGUACAGCAAUUAACGGCCACCCUUGGUGAAUUCUAUACAGUCACACCUCGGGUUACAGAUGCUUCAGGCUGUGUUUUUUUGGGUUACGGUCCGCCAAAACCCGGAAGUACCGGAACGGGUUACUUCUGGGUUUCGGCGGUCGCACAUGUGCAGAAGCGCUAAAUUGCACUUUGCGCAUGCACAGAAGCAUAGAAUCAUAGAGUUGGAAGAGACCACAAGGGCCAUCGAGUCCAACCCCCUGCCAAGCAGGAAACACCAUCAGAGCACUCCUGACAUAUGGUUGAAGCACCGAAUCGCAACCCGCGCAUGCGCAGACGCGCUGCUGCAAGUUGCGAACGCUGCUGGUUGCAAACAUGCACAGAUCACGUUCGCAACCCGAGUGUUCACACACACACACACACACACACACACCAGUGUUCUUUCAAGGAACUCAGGGAAGUGUGCAAUUCCCCGCCAUCUCUUGCCACCCUCACAACAACCCUGUGAGGUAGGUUAGGCUGAGAGAUGGAGACUGGCUCAAGGUCUCCCAAUGAACUCCGUGGCUCUGAGAGGGCGUUUGGACCUGUCUUUGUCCUGAUGCUCUAACUCAGAGACAGGGAGCCUGGGGCUCUGGGUGUUCAUCGUUAGGAGCUGGAGCCGGGAGUGGGUCAGCAAUAAAUGAACAGUAGUGAGGACACGGGUGGCGCUGUGGGUUAAACCGCAGAGCCUAGGACGUGCUGAUCAGAAGGUCGGCAGUUCGAAUCCCCGUGAAGGGGUGAGCUCCGGUUGCUCGGUCCCUGCUCCUGCCAACCUAGCAGUUCGAAAGCACAUCAAAGUGCAAGUAGAUAAAUAGGUACCGCUCCAGCGGGAAGGUAAAUGGCAUUUCCAUGCGCUGCUCUGGUUCGCCAGAAGCGGCUUGAUCAUGCUGGCCACAUGACCCGGAAGCUGUACACCGGCUCACUCUGCCAAUGAAGCAAGAUGAGCACCGCAACCCCAGAGUCGGCCACGACUGGACCUAAUGGUCAGGGGUCCCUUUACCUUUACCUUUAGUGUCAGUGGAGUCAACCCUUUAUUCAAAGAAACCAAAACAGCACAGGCCUAGCAGCAACUCUUCCCAGUAGACCUUUCCUGAAUGAGUUGCGAGGUUCUGAUUCUGAACUGCUGUCUGCCACAGCCUCUUCUUGCUCACUGAAUCCUGUUGCCCCUUCAGCUUCUGACACCACCAUCUCCCAGUUUGCUCCCUCUUCGCCCCCAUUGUCACCACUCCCCUGGCUCUUAGUCUUCUUCCCCUGGGGGUUCCCCGGCAGGUGCCUCUCACCACUCUUCUGUAUCCAGCCAGUCCAUCACAGCUUCCCACACCAUCUCUGACCAUUGGCCAUGCUGGCUGCAUCCAGUAGAUCUUUCCUGUUCCACCUGAACAGCUCCCGGUUCCCCAUCUCUGCUGGCUGCUGCAUGUUGCAGGUAGAAAUUUAGCCUGGGGAGUUUCCCCGCAGGUUAACUGUGUGUUAGGAGGAGCCUUGCCUACUGAAUUCUUGCUUGCCAGGCAGCUGUUGAAAGGCCUGAGAGCUACGCCGGGGAAUGCUGCCUUGGCGAUUCUUCCAGGAACUCUCCUUUGCCACACGCUCGAUUUGUUUUGCUUGAUCCUGUCACUGCAGAAGCAGGCGGAAGUGGAAGGACAGCAGCUUACCCAGCAAUGGAAGGAGCUGUGUGGCUUUUUGGAGGAGCAGGAGAGGCAUUUGCGGAACCAUUGGGAAGAACUCAAGAGAGACAUCGCCCAGGGAGCCCCCAAAACGCUCAGUGAGGAUCCUCUGCAGCAGGAACCGUACAGGGAGCGCGGCCAAGUGUCGCCUGUAAGUUCUGCAACAGGGCUGGGGAACCCGGGGCUAAAGCGCCAACCAGGUGCUUUUUCCUGGUUGAAACAUGCUGGUGAUUUAAAUAAUAAUACUAUAAUUGUGUUUGUGUUUUAUUACGUCUGAAUGUAGCAUGAGUGUCUCAUUCAAUUCGGAAGCUGGUUCCUACUUUUAGUAGAGCUGUUGUACUUUUAACAGUGGCCCAGUGAUUGCCAUUUUUUGUAACGGUCCAUAUUUGUGGCUUUGCAGUAAUAAAAAUCAUAGUAGUAGUAGUAGUAGUAAUAUAUUUUUAUACCCCAGACACUCUGGGCAGCUCCCAACAGAUGAUGAUGAUGAUUAAUAAAGCCAUCAAACAUUAAAAACUUCCCUAAACAGGGCUACCUUCAGAUGUUUUCUAAAAGUCAGAUAGUUGUUUGUUUCCUUGACAUCUAAUGGGAGGGUGUUCCACAGGGUGGGUGCCACUACCGAGAAGGCCCUCUGCCUGGUUCCCUGUAACUGUGCUUCUCAUAGUGAGGGAACUGCCAGAAGGCCCUCAGAGCUGGACCUCAGUGUCCGGGCUGAACGAUGGAGGUGUAGAUGCUCCUUCAGGUAUACUGGACUGAGGCCGUUUAGGGGUUUAGUUUAGUUCCAGCUGAAAAAAAGCCCUGUCAGCACCAACACUUUGAAUCGUGCUCGGAAACGUACUGGGGCCAAUGUAGUUCUUUCAGGACUGGUGUUAUAUGGCCUCGGCAGCCACUCCCAGUCACCAGUCUAGCUGCCGCAUUCUGGUAGGUAUGCUUCCCUGACUCACGUGCGCAUAAACCUCUUUUUAUCUUUCCUUUUAGGGUGUUGGAAGAACAAGGAGCAGGUAAAUAUUGGCCCCUUCCCUCUGCAUCUCUGCUGGGUUUGUAACAAGCAGAGAAAUGGAUGUUGGGUUUUGGGAUCAUCUCUCAUCUUCCUCACCUUUCAGCAUGGAAGAUGGCAUGUUGGAGACAGACCUCGCUGUAGCAGGGCUAAAGCAGAGACUCAGCAACUUCUCCAGGAAACGGGCCAUGCUGCAGGAGGCGCUGCUGCGAUUCAAAGGUAAACAGGAGUCUUGCUGCAACUCUGCCUCAUGGGACUUGUGUUAUUUGCAUGAUACCAGUAGCCGUGUGGGUGGGGUUGAUUUUUGUGGCUUUUUGAGUCUGCCAGCAUGGUGCUCUUUAGAUGUUGUUGGGCUACAACUCUCCUCAUCUCUGAUAUUCCAAAUGUUAAAAAAACACACGAAAAACCUAGUUUGCUGGGCAGCUUGAGGGUUAUUUUCUGAAAAGCUCUGCUGGGAGAGUUGCGUUAUGAGCUGAUAUGGUUUGCCCACCAUGCUAAGCCACAGAUCACUUGUUUCUCCAAAGUUAGGUUUGUCUCCAGCUGCUUUCGCCUCGUUUCUUUGUGGUUUGGUGAGCGCCAGCAGCUGGUGUGGUGAAUCAAACCAUGGUUAAGGGACUCUGCUGGGUUUACACAUAACGCCAAGCUUUACAAACUUACAAACUUGGCUUUGUCUUUACUAACAGCAAACCUUUGUUUCAGACUGGUUUGUUGACAGUAAACAAACCAUAGCUAGGGCUGGGUUCAUACAUAUCGCUAAGCCAUGGUUCAUGUAACCAUGGUUUAAUAAAAUAUGGUUUAGUAUUGUGUGUGAACCAGGCAGACCGACUUCUGAACAAACACAUGAGAUUGUGCUGCUGAAUUCAGAUCCAAACCCUUGGUUCCAUUCUUGACUCCUCUUACAGAAAGAUCCCAUCUCAGUCGCCUAGAUCAGCAGACCACAAGGAUUGUUUUGUCUCGUAAAUUAUAGCAAUCAUUUACCACCCCAUCUAUUGUGAGAGUUUAAUUCUCCUCCCUCCUUGACUAUGCAUGUCUCUCCCCCUCCCCCCGAAGUAAGUCCUUACUGAGCUCAAUGGGGCUUUCUCUCAAGGAAGCGAGUUUCGAUUACAACCUUAUUUUUUUCUUCCUCCAGAGAAUCUCUGCGUGGAAGUAGAUGGAGACAUAGGUAUGUGACAAUGGCUGUCUCUGGGGCAUUAGAUGACAUGAAAGAACACUGCUGAAUGAAGAGGUUGAUCUUGCUGUACAGUGGUACCUCGGGUUACAUACGCUUCAGGUUACAUAUGCUUCAGGUUACAGACUCCACUAACCCAGAAAUAUUACCUCGGGUUAAGAACUUUGCUUCAGGAUGAGAACAGAAAUCAUGCUCCGGUGGCGCAGCGGCAGCAGGAGGCCCCAUUAGCUAAAGUGGUGCUUCAGGUUAAGAACAGUUUCAGGUUAAGAACAGACUUCCAGAACGAAUUAAAUACUUAACCCGAGGUACCACUGUACAUAAUAUAUUUUCCAAUUUGAUCUGUGUUGCUCCUUUACGCCUUUGAAAUGGCAACUGCUGAAUCCCUGACUUUUGCUCGUCUUAAAUUCUGCAUGCUCUGAAGGGACAAAAUACAGUGGUACCUCAGGUUACAUACGCUUCAUGUUACAUACGCUUCAGGUUACAGACUCCGCUAACCCAGACGUAGUGCUUCAGGUUAAGAACUUUGCUUCAGGAUGAGAACAGAAAUCGGGCUCUGGUGGCGCGAUGGCAGCAGGAGGCCCCAUUAGCUAAAGUGGUGCUUCAGGUUAAGAACAGUUUCAGGUUAAGUACGGACCUCCGGAACGAAUUAAAUACUUAACCUGAGGUACCACUGUAAUGGAAAUGCAGGGGAGAUAGGUGUAUGUACAGUGGUACCUCUGGUUGCAAACGGGAUCCGUUCCAGAGCCUCGUUCGCAACAUGAGCAGAACGCAACCCGCAUCUGCGUGGGUCACGAUUCGCCACUUCUGUGCAUGCGCGUGACGUCAAUUUGAGCGUCUGCGCAUGCACGAGCAGCGAAACCCGGAAGUAACCCUUUUCGGUACUUCUGGGUCGCCGCGGGACGCAACCUGAAAAGACAUAACCUGAACUGAACGUAACAAGAGGUAUGACUAUACUAGAGGCGCAAAAGGAUAUGUGCUUUUAAAAUAGUGAUAUUCUGAGUACGCAUGCCAACCUCUUUUUCUGUCUUCAAGCGGGAUAUAUAUAGGUUAGAUCUUUCUCUCCCCACUGUAGUAUAGAAGGGUGGGUGGUCCACAUCUUCGUUUUGGAUGCUUACCCCUAUUCCUGUUCCGCUGUUGUGUGUAUGUUUAUAUAAUUUGUGGAAGGCGUUUUGCACUGUACAGUGGUACCUCAGGUUACAUACGCUUCAGGUUACAUACGCUUCAGGUUACAGACUCCGCUAACCCAGAAAUAUUACCUCAGGUUAAGAACUUUGCUUCAGGAUAAGAACAGAAAUCGGGCUCCGGCGGCGCGGCAGCAGCAGGAGGCCCCAUUAGCUAAAGUGCUGCUUCAGGUUAAGAACAGUUUCAGGUUAAGAACGGACCUCUGGAACGAAUUAAGUACUUAACCUGAGGCACCACUGUAUUCUGCUUUCCCCCACUAUGAAAGCAGGCGGGGGAGGGGCAGGAAGGUUGAGCUGGCAUUUGAACUUGAAAUGUAAAAAAUGGUGUCCCAGAUAUGUGUCCCAAAUUUCAUUCCCACCCAUUGAUGUUCAGGGGAGCUGAGGAAUUGCAAGCAAACAGAAUUCCCAGUGGAAUAUUCCAAGCAAAGGCUUGUCUUCACUUGGCUAGCCAUGUUGCUUCCUCUUCCUAGGCCUCUGUGCUGAAUAAAAUGCCUGCCCCAUGUCUAUAGAGUUAGAGCCCAAGAAUGAUUACGAUUUAUUUCUUCUCCUAUGGACCAGAUUCUCACACUUUACGCUUCUCGCUCAAGCAGGCUACAGAACAACACCCUCACUUCAGUCCGUGCCGAUCCACCCACCCCAGGAAAACAGAAGCAAAAAAUCUGCAGCGGAUGUGAUCCAGGUAUCUGGUUUUUGGAGAGCAGCAAGCAUUAGGAACCUGGGAAGUCGGAUCCCUUGGUCCAUCUAGAUUAGUCUUGUCAACACUGGCUGGCAGCAACUCCCCAGCCCCGCAUGAAGAUGAACCUAGGAUUGAACCUAGGACCUUGACCAUACAAACCAGAUCCUCCACCACUGAGCUAAGACCCUUCCCUAUUAAAUGUUGCUUAACCUUUCUCUCUGUUUCCAAAGUUCAGAGGUGAGUGUGGAUCCUUAUACAGUGGUACCUUGGUUCUCAAACGCCUUGGUACUCAAGAAACUUGGAACCCAAACACUGCAAACCCGGAAGUAGGUGUUCCAGUUUGCGAACCUUUUUCGGAAGCCGAACGUGCUCCGUUUUGAGUGUUACGCUUCUGAUUUGAGUGCCACACUUCCAUUUUGAGAGUUACACUGAGGUCUGUCUGUUUUUGCUAUUUAUUUUGCAUUUUUGUUCUUGUGGCUCUUAUUUUUUUGUGACUGUGUGGAACCCAGUUCAGCUACUGAUUGAUUGAUUGUGUGACUGCAGUACAUUGUUUAUUGCUUUCAUUUUAUGGAUCAGUGGCCUCGUUAGAUAGUAAGAUUCAUGGUUAAAUUGCUGUUUUUAAAAGUCUGGAAUGGAUUAAUCCAUUUUGCAUUACUUUCUAUGGGAAAGCACGCCUUGGUUUUGGAACGCUUUGGUUUUGGAAUGGACCUCCAGAAUUGAUUAAGUUUGAGAACCAAGGUACCACUGUAUAGGGGAAAAAACAGCAUCAUCCACACAAGUAGGGAUGUAUCUGCAGGUUAAGGAGAACCCCAAGGUUGGCAGAAGUACAACAAAAGAUCUGUAAAAGGAGAGAGCUUCACAAAACCAUUGAGAAGGAAGUGUUCUCAGUGAACACAGAAUGCAUCAUCAACAUUAUUAUUAUUAUUAUUAUUAUUAUUAUUAUCAGUGAACACAGAAUGCAUCAUCAUCAUCAUCAUCAUUAUUAUUAUUUAUUAUUAUUAUUCCACCCAUCUGGCUGUUUUGCCCCAGCCAUUCCGGGCAGCUCCCAGCAAAUUAAUACACAGUAAAACAUCAAACAUUUAAAAAAUCCCUAUACAGUACAGGGCUGCCUUCAGAUGUCUUCUAAAAGUCGGAUAGUUGUUUUUUCCCUUGACAUCAGAUCGGAGGGUAUUCCACAGGGCGGGCGCCACUACCGAGAAGGCCCUGACUUCUGAUGGGGAAACUGAAAACCACGGGGAAUGGAAUGGAGUAUCGCUAGAACUUGUGGACAUCCAAUGAUUGUUGGAGGAGUCAGGAUAAAUUAAACAAAGUACUUCUUCAUGCAUCGCAUACUGAAACUGUGGAACUCAAUGCUCCAGGAGGCAGUGAUGGCCCCCACUUGGAUGGCUUUGAAAGAGGAUUGGAGAAAAUCAUGGAGGAGAGUGCUCUCGAUGGCUUCUUACCCUGAUGGCUAUGCUCUGCCUCUUUGGUCAGAGGCAGCAAUGCUUCUGAAUUGCUGGAAACCACAGGAAGGAAGAGGGCUCUUGUGUUCAAAUCCUGAUUUAUUUUUUUAAAACAUAUUUUUUAUUGAAUUUUUUCGUGUUUCAUUUAGUUCAAUACACAUAUUCACAACUUAUAUUAUUUGCUCAAAAUGAGAGACUUCCUUCUAUCUCUCUUUCUGACAUCCCUAUAAUCUAUAGCAUAUUUUUCACAUUCCCGUAAUCAUUUCUUUAUCCUAUAAUCACCUUAAAAUAUCACAUUCCUGUUUACAAAUCAACAUCUUAAUUUCACAUUACAAAACAUUUCAAGUUAGUGCUACAAACAUUUUUAAAUGAGUACAAUUUUCUUUCAGGGAAUUAAUAAAUUUGCUCCAGUCCUUUUGAUAUUUUUCUUCGGGCCGAUUCCUAAUUCUCUCCGUCAGCUUCGCCAACUCCACAAAUUUUACCCUAUUUAUUCUCCAGUCUUCCAAUGUAGAGAGUUCUUGCUGCUUCCACCUUUGAGCCAGGAGGAUUCUUGCUGCCGUUGUGGCGUACAUAAAUAAAUUUACAUCUUUUUUAUAAAUUUCUUCAUCAAUUAGCCCUAAUAGGAAUGCCUCUGGUUUUUUACAGAAGUUAUAUUUUAGUAUCUUUUUUAAUUCAUUGUAGAUAAUAUCCCAAAAAGCCUUAACCUUAGCACAGGACCACCACAUAUGUAGGAAGUUCCCUUCCUUCACCUUACAUUUCCAACAUAAUUUGUCCUGGCACCUAUACAUUUUGGCCAGCUUAGGGUGAUGUACCAACGGUAGUGUUCGAAUCCUGCUUGCUGGUUUGCCACAGGCAUGUGGGCAGCCGCUGUAGGAAUAGGAUUCUGGACUAAAUAAUAAUACCUUUAUUGUCAUUGUACAACCUGUGUACAAUGAAAUUAAACGAGCCCCCUGCCCACUCAAUCUCUUAUCAAACAACACACCACCUCGCAAGUCAGUUUCACUACGUUUUUCAUUCAACAGCCUAACAGCCCACGGAUAGAAGCCAUUUUUUAGCCUGUUGGUACGGCUGGUUAUACUUCUAUAUCUCCUGCCCGAGGGUAGAAGAUUAAAGAGGUGAUGGCCGGGGUGUGAGUCAUCCCUAAGAAUUUUUCUCGCUCUCCUAAGGCAACAAUCCUUUCGAUGUCAUCUAGCGGACUCAAGGGACAGCCCAUGAUAUCAUGUGCUGUAUUCACCACCCUCUGUAGAGACUUUCUGUCCGUGGCUGUCAGGCCAGCAUACCACACUGUGAUACAAUAUGAAAGGACACUUUUCUAUUGUGGACCGGUAGAAGGAGCUCAUCAGUUGUUGUAUGUACGGGACCGCCUCUCCUGGUAUGCCCCGCCAAGGACCAUAAGGUCUGUGAAUAACCAUAGUUUAGAGGUCCCGGGCCCUAAGGAAGUCAGACUAUCCUCCGCCAGGGCCAGGGCCUUUCAGUGAUGGCUCCAACCUGGUGGAAUGCUCUGUCCCAUGAGACUAGGGCCCUGCAGGAUUUAACCCCCUUCCGUCAGGCCUGUAAGACAGAGCAAUUCCGCCUGGCCUUUAAUUUGAAUUCAGCCUGAUCUUUUAUUUCCCUUCUCUUCCUUCCCCCUCCCCUUUUAUGAAGAUCACCCACUCCAAGACCCCACAGCUAAUUCUCCCCUGGUCUCCUUGCUGGCCCAAGUAGGACCAAUUCAGCCAGCUAGCCCUGGGGAUUAUCUAAUUGAUUUUUGAUUUUUAUUGUUAUUCAUGUUUUUAUACUGUAUUUUAUGCUGCUUUUAUAAUAAAGUGUUUUAAAUUUGUUGUUAGCCGCCCUGAGCCUGGUUUUUGAACCGGGAAGGGCGGGUUAUAAAUAAAAAUUUAUUAUUAUUAUUGUUUAACAUUCCUUCUCAAGACCCUGAGGAAAUGGAGUCUCCUUUGGGCCUUUCUGACCACCUGAGUUACGUUGAUUUUCCAAGUGGGGUCCUCACUGAGGUAAAUUCCCAGGAAUUUAAAGGAGCUAUGAGACUGAUUCCACAGAGUUCUUAUGUUCUUAAAGCAGGGUCAGUGGGGGACAGCGUCAAGGGCCAAAUAAAGAGAUUUGGGGGCCACGGUUGUGCCCCCCCCAGGCCAGUCUGAAAUUUCCCAUCCCUGUUCUUGGUGUUUCAGGAGUUGACAGCCUGCAAGAGAACUGCAGUACAUUCAGAGGAGUUGCCAGUGGACUCGCCCCUCACAACUGCUGCCAUCACCAGGACCAUCAAGGAAGAGGAAGAGGAAGCUGGCAUCCCUUCAGGUAGGAGCCCCAGACCCCACUUGUUUCCCUGAGGUGGGGUUUGGGUACUCCAACUCCCAUCAGCAUCAGGGCCAGUGACCCGGGAUGAUGGGAGUUUGAGUCCAGCAACAAUUAGGGAACACAUUGUUUGGUACAAUUUGAUGGUUAUCCAAGUUCAUUUUUCUCCUUGUUCAUCCCCUGGCUUCCUUGUGCACUUUUCAUUCCAGCAGGCGUUAUGCUGUCGGGCGGAAUCAAGGAAGAGAACCCGCAGCAGAACGGCCACGAGCCGGCGGAACUCCCCGCCACAAGACCGCUGCGCUCAGAAUGCAGCGCUCCCCAGAGUCGUGAGUGGGUGGGUACAGGCCAAGCCGCCUUUGCGACAGGAAGGCGGCAAGGAACUAAUCUGGUGACGGGCGCGGGUCAGCCUGCGUGGCCCAAGGGAGGCCGCGCGAAGGCAGCCGCCCAGAAGAGGAAAGAGAAGUGCUUCCCGUGCCCCGAAUGCGGAAAGACCUUCCGGCAGUUUGGGGUCCUGAUCACCCACCACCGGCUGCACACGGGCGAGAAGCCCUACAGCUGCACGUACUGCGCCAAGCGCUUCAGCGAUUACUCCAACCUGAUCGCGCACCAGAGGACCCACACCGGGGAGAAGCCCUACCGGUGCGCCGACUGCGGGAAAAGCUUCACCCGCAGCACCACCCUCACCAUUCACCAGAGGGGCCACACGCGGGAGAAGCCCUAUCCCUGCCCCCAGUGCGGAAAGCGCUUCAGCCGGUCCUCAAACCUCACCAUCCACCAGAGGACUCAUGCAGGGGCGAUGGGGAAGAAGCCACGGACUUGAGAUAAGGGGCGGGGCGGGGCGAAUGCUGACCGUUGGCUCGAUCCAGUAAAGCUCGGGGGAUUUUGAAAAAAUCAAUAAAAUGGGUCAAAUGUUGAAAA
Molecule: messenger RNA, 12710 nt
Organism: Podarcis lilfordi (Lilford's wall lizard)
Lineage: Eukaryota; Metazoa; Chordata; Lepidosauria; Squamata; Lacertidae
Source: the annotation of a GenBank genome assembly